CUUUCGAGAGUUCGGAGCGAGUUGUGGUGCUGCGCGAGGCGAGCUGCGAGUCGGCUGCGCUGACGCCGGGCUCGGGGUGGUGGGAGGAAGAAGUUGGCAGCUCUCCGAAAAGAAAAAUGUCCUUGGUCACUUAGAAACCUUGAAGAGAGCAGUAACUGACAGUCUGGUGAUUCCUAAAACUCAUCAGAGGCCAACUGACACAUUUUCUUCAAAGAUCAGUGCUAAUGAGCUUCAUUCUAUGCAUAUGUUCAUACAGCAAGCUCCUAUACAGGAUGACCAGGAUUGGAUGAUGCAGUCAAGAUAAAUGAGCGAAGUGAAACCGAAUGAUCUUACCAUGCACUGAACAACGUUGAACAACAGGUGCUUAGCCCUGGGAAAAUGUCUGCUUGCAAUGCCUUCACUGAACAUGUCUGGAAACCUGGUGAAUGUAAGAACUGCUUCAAGCCAAAAAGCUUGCACCAAUUGCCUCCAGCCACUGAAAAACCUCCAAUCUCAAAUGCAAAUCUGAAAGCCAGUGCAAGCCACAGCAACAGCCAGCGUGCUAGGAAUACAAGCAACUUUCGACCUCCUGUGGCAAAAAAGCCCACUAUAGCCGUGAAACCUACCAUGAUGACAGUAGACGGGCAGACUAUAUGUGGCGAGGUCAGCUCACAAGAGCUCUGUGAGAACAAGCCAGUUAUGGUAGGGUGGAACCAAAAUAGGACUGUCUUGAACAAAAAACCACUGAAUAAUAAUAAUAAUGAAGAAAUUGAAAGCUAUAGUCAGAUUCAUAGACCUUAUGCGAGCAGUGAUGGUGUAGGUAAGGUUCCAAGCAACAAUAAUGGACUGACAGAAGUUUUGAAGGAAAUUGCAGGCUUGGAUACCACAUCUUCUUUAACAGGAAACGAAAUUAAUUCAAGGGAAGCAUUCUUGGGAAGAAUAAACAGUUGCUAUAAAAAGUCAUUAGAAAGGAAGAUUCCUCCAAGCUGCAUGAUGGGUGGAAUGAAGGACUUGCAUAAUAAGCAUGUUGUUCUGAGUGGAAACACUGAUGUAAUAAGUAAUGAAGGUGGCCGUUUCUGUUAUCCAGAAUUCUCUAGUGGGGAUGAGAGCGAGGAUGAUAUGUUUUUUGGCAGCAUGCACGAAGACCAUGAGAGCUGGGACGAAAGUGAUGAAGAGCUGCUAGCAAUGGAAAUUCGCAUGAGGGGACAGCCACGCUUUGCUAACUUUAGAGCUAAUACUUUAUCGCCUGUCCGAUUUUGUGUUGACAAAAAAUGGAACACAGUGCCUUUAAGGAACAAGUCUCUCCAGCGGUUUUGUGCAGUAGACUAUGAUGAUAGCUAUGAUGAAAUUUUGAACGGUUAUGGUGAUGACCCUGUGAUCCUUUAUGGGCAAGAAAGCUUACAAAGUAUGGUGUCAUCAGAUUCCACAUCUCCUGAUUCGUCUUUGACUGAAGAAUCGCGGUCUGGGACCACUAGCAGUUCCUCUCAAAAGCUCUGCAAUGGUGGAUUGUCCCCUGGUACCCCUAAAGAUAUCAAAUUAAUGGAGGAAGGAUAUGAUCCCUUUUGCAAUGAUCAUCCGUUGAAAACAGCAACUAAAAACCCUCAAACUGCUACCAAUGCUUUGGAGACACACAAAGCUGUUCUUGCCCUUAGACUGGAAGAGAAGGAUGGCAAGAUUGCUGUCCAAAGUGAUAAACAAGAAUUCCAAAGUCAUUCAGGUGUGACAAGUCAAGCAACAAGUACAAAUUUGGUUCCUGUGGAAGAACAAGCAAAACCUUAUAGGGUAGUAAACAUGGAACAACCUGUGUGCAAACCAUAUACAAUAGUGGAUGUGUCAGCAGCCAUGACCCAUGAAUGUACAGAGAAUCAGUCAAGAAGCGUAGAUACAAAAAGUACCCAACCUAACCCAAAUUCACCCGAUACUCCAAGUUCAAAUGUUUCAUCUCAUCCUGUGCCAUCAGGGCAAGUAAGUGCCAACCUUAAAAAAUCUAGUGCAGUCAGAUACCAAGAAGUUUGGACUUCCAGUACUAGCCCACGGCAAAAGAUUCCUAAAGUGGAACUAAUUGCUAACACUCCAGGAACUUCUGUACCUUUAAGGAAGAGCAUCCACAAAUCUGCCCCUACUUCACCCACAUCAACAAAUAUUUCUACAAAAACCAUCCCUGUUAAAUCUCCUAACUUGUCUGAAAUAAAAUUCAAUAGUUACAAUAAUGCUGGCAUGCCACCCUUCCCCAUUAUUAUUCAUGAUGAGCCAACUUAUGCUAGGAGUGCCAAGAAUGCAAUCAAAGUUCCUAUUGUGAUCAACCCAAAUGCAUACGAUAAUUUGGCCAUCUAUAAAAGUUUUCUAGGGACUAGUGGGGAGCUCUCAGUUAAAGAUAAAACUACAAGUGUGAUCAGCCACACUUAUGAAGAAAUUGAGACAGAAAGCAAAGUGUCUGAAAACAUGGCCAGCGCAUCGGCUGAACUUUCCCAAGCUAAAGUAAUUGCUAAUAGCACUGAGAGAAAACUGGGUUCUGUGGCUCAGAAGGUCCAGGAGCUCAACAGCUGUCUUGGCAAAGGUCAGGUUUCUCCAAAAGGUUCUGAUCACAACUCCCCAACAAAAAUCCAAAGAACUGUUCAGGACCCUGCAGCCAAAAUAGGAGCUGCACAGGAGAUACCUAGUGGCAGUCGGGAAAAUGCUUGUACAGUGCUAUCACAGAUUGUAGCUUCUAUCCAGCCUCCACAGACUCCCCCAGAAGCACCUCAAGCAGGACCCAAGUCUUGCAGUGUGGAAGAACUGUAUUCCCUGCCACCUGACGCAGACCCAAGUAAAAGCAUGCCAGUGCGACCAAAAUCUCUUUUUACAACACAGUCCAGCCCUGAUGCUGAAGCAGUUAAAUCCACAGAAAUGUUGCCGAAGGAAAGCCUGUCAAAGUCCCCAGUCACGCAGUCUUCAAAACCAAUGGCAGUUUCGCCAAGUACUGCAAGUCCCAAAACAGAGCAGCCUCCCCCAUUCCCUCCUCCACGUUCCACAUCCUCACCUUAUCAUGCUAGUAAAGUGUUGCAAAGGCAUUUCAGCAAUUGGACCAAACCUAUGAGCCCCACGAGAUCAACAGAAGCAGAAUCAGUAUUGCAUUCAGAAAGUCGACGAGCUGUUGAUGCAAAACCCAAGCGUUGGAUAUCGUUUAAGAGCUUCUUUCGUCGCAGAAAGACCGAAGAGGAGGAAGACAGAGAGAGAGAAAAGGGGAAACUGGUGGGUCUUGAUGGAACUGUGAUUCACAUGCUCCCACCCCCUCCUGUCCAACGCCAUAAUUGGUUCAGCGAGUCAAAAACGGAUUCAAGUGAGAAACCAUCCAUCGUGUUUAUGUUUAAAUGUGAACAAGCAAAGAUGGAAGCACUAAGUGAUCAAAAGCUGACUGGGGUGGAAUUGGGAGUUAAUGAAGUUGGGCUAACACAUGGAGAAGAGAGAGCAACAUCUCCAGAGAUCUCAGAAGAAAACUUGAAGAGUCAUUCUUCUCCCCCUCAGAUUCCAACUGAAAGUCAUGUGCCUGAUAAGGCAACAGUGGAAAACAUGUCCCCUCGGAUACCAAGAUCUGUGUUUGAAAAGCAGGACAAUGGCAGCAAUGCAUCCGUUAUGCCGCUAUCCCCACCAGACAUACCACAAGGGGAAGACGAAAGGGAAGAAUUGUCUGAUUCUUCUGACAUGAGCGCCUGCAGCGCUACAUAUAGUAACUUAGGUCAAUCAAGAGCGGCUAUGAUACCUCCCAAGCAACCACGGCAGACCAAGGGGGCUUUGGAUGAUGCCAUUGCGUUUGGGGGGGCAAUGGAUCAAGAAAUGGCUUCUACCUUGCAUCCAACACCUCCUCCGCUGCCAAAGAAAACUAUUCUGAGAGCUCACACAGAACCACUUCCAAAAGAACUCCAGAAACAGGCCCUUGAGAGUAACCUGUGCAUCAUGGCUAACCCCACCUAUGACAUUGACACCAACUGGGAAGCAAGCAGUGCCUGUUCUUCAGUCAGCUCAGAACUCAAAGUAGUGGACACUGAGUCAGGAGACUCCUUGGACAGGCCUCCAGAAAAAAGGCUGGCAACGGCCUCUGCCGCAAAUAGCUUUUCCAGCCUGACUGCUAUCAGUAUUAAGGACAAAUGUUCCAACAGCAUGGAGUCUCUGCCGGGGAGCCCUGUCAUCCUCGGCAAGCAUGGCAAGGUGGUCCAGAAGCCACAGAGACAAGCACUUUACAGAGGGAUUGAGAACCGAGAGGAGGUGGUGAGCAAAAUCCGAAGCCUUCACACUGAUUCCCUGAAGAAGUUAUCUGUCAAGUGUGAAGAUCUUUUCAUGGCUGGACAAAAAGACCAGCUUCGAUUUGGAGUAGACAGCUGGUCAGACUUCAGAUUAACAAACGACAGGCCAUGUUGUGAAGCAGGGGAUGCUGUCUACUAUCCAGCUUCCUACGCAAAAGAUCCACUCAACAACUAUGCCGUGAAGAUUUGUAAGAGCAAAGCUAAGGAAUCCCAACAGUAUUACCACAGUUUGGCCAUCCGCCAAAGUUUGGCCAUUAAUUUUAACAUACAGCAAGACUGUGGCCAUUUCUUAGCCGAUGUGCCCGUUCGGCUCCUUCCGUGGGAGGAUCCCAACUCGCCUGAAGAAGAAGAGGAGGAGGAGGAGGAGCAGGAAGAAGAGGAGCAGAAGAACAAAGAGAGCCCUGCCCCUGUGGAACUUCCACGAAAAAACAGUUCGAGCCUGCAAGGAACCAUCAGCAAGCAGCGCAGCCGAGUCGUCGUCAUCACCCGAGAGGUUCCCUACCUAACAGUGGCCGAUUUUGUCAGAGACUCUGCAGACCGCCAUGCCAGCAGCCCAGACUUGUAUGAAAGGCAGGUGUGCCUCCUGCUCUUACAGCUGUGUUCUGGCCUUGAGCACCUGAAGCCCUAUCACAUUACACAUUGUGACCUGCGUUUGGAGAACCUUCUACUAGUGGACUACAGACUAGGGGGAAGCCUUCUGAACUCUGAGCCUGUGGGGCCCAACCCCAGCGUGGCUUGCCCUGCCAGGCUGAUAGUGAGCAACUUUUCUCAAGCCAAGCAAAAGAGCCACAUGGUGGAUCUGGACGUUCUAAGGGACCAAUCUCGCCUCGCCCCAGAGAUCAUCACAGCCACACAGUAUAAGAAAUGUGACGAGUUCCAGACUGGCAUCCUCAUCUAUGAAAUGCUGCACCUGCCCAACCCCUUUGAUGAAAGCCCGGAGCUGAAGGAGAGAGAGUACACCUGUGCUGAUCUUCCCAAGAUCCCUUGUCAUUCCCUUUAUUCCCUGGGGCUCCAGCAGCUUGCGAACUGCCUGCUGAACCCUAACCCAUCUGAGAGGAUCCUUAUAUCUGAGGCCAAGGGAGUCCUUCAGUGUUUGCUUUGGGGGCCCCGGGAGGAUGUGUUUCAAACUCUCAGUGCCUCUGCCAGGCCAGCACAAAGAGACACUGUACUCCAGAACUGGCUGGACAUCAAACGGACGCUGCUGAUGAUCAAGUUUGCUGAAAAGUCUUUGGACGGGGAAUGUGAAGUCAGCCUUGAAGACUGGCUUUGUUGCCAGUAUCUGGCUUUUGCCACUACAGACUCGCUCAGCCGCAUAGUGAAAAUCAUGCGGCGACACUAGCGUGUAGGAGCUGCAGCUUUCACUCGGACGCACCCGUUCAGUCUCCGGCCCGAGGCUCUUGUGGUAUUCAAGUUUUAAAAUUCUAACUUGGGCCUCGAGGUCACCAACACUGAGCAAACAGAUCUUGGUAGGAAAGUCUGUUUCUUGUCAGAGUUGUAAGGGAGAAUUGAUACUGGCCCGAGGCCCAUUGUCUGCUCUAGCUGGUGGUGUGAUUAAACAAGGAAGUGUGGAAAUGUAAUAAGGAAACCACUAGGUCUGCAGAAUGCUGUUUAGGGGGUAUGCCUGCACAUCAGUGUGGAGUAUGUCCUGCAAAUGGCAGCAGUAUCCCGUAAUGACCACGAACAAAUGAGAACAAAAUCAGUCAUUAACGAGCGACCCAAAAGUAAGCCACUUUUCACAAGACGAAGCCUCUGACCCGUUCUUCAUGAAAUACUCUCUCCGUGCCAGCCCCAGCCCCAAGAGUGGCCGCGUCCUAGUCACACGUUUCCUCCAAAGGCAGUUCGGCUCUGAUUGUCCCUUCCCAAUGAGUCGGCCUGCUUGGCUGCCAGUGAGUUAUAACCAGCUGCUUUAUGAACCAGUCGCCCUUUUUCUUUUACUGUUACUGACAGGCAAGCUACAUGCAGAGCCCCAACAUUUAUUUAUUUAUUAUUAUUAUUAUUAUUAAUGCAGGAUGGCUGCAGUUAUGACUGGGGGAAAGAGUGCUUCACCAUGUCCCAGCUGCCCAUUUUUGCUGCCUAAGUUGGUUCCCUCCACGGAGUUCCAGAUGCACAUUUGCCCUUGCAACAUAUUGUUUGUUCCUACCGUUUUCCCUUUUCUCCCAGAAUUCUGACCAUCAAAGCCAAUGGCCAUCAAAUACAACCAACAAGAACAACGAGGCUGAUAUGUAUUUCACAUGCUGAUGCAGUAGUUCUGUUAGGGGUUUUGGUUGGACUGUUGUAACGGUGUUAACUAAGAGCAGUCUAAGAGCAUUAAGCCAGGGGUUCUCAAACCAAUGUCUUUGGCCAUCGUGACAGCACAUGAUAUGGGUUGUAGUCUAACAGUAUUUGGGGACCUAAGUUUGAGAACCCCUGGCUGAAGGCAAAUGCAUAUUAAAAGCAGUAGUUGUUCUGCUCCUCUGCAGCUGCCGUAUAUCCUAACACAAGGGUGAAAAUGGCGGCCUGCUAUGCAUUUCAUGCUGGCUUGCCCAGCCAAGUAUGUCGUUGUGCAAAUCAAGAUGGAAGCUGGCACGUGAAAAAGUUGCUCAGAGCUCAUCUGUGUGUAACAAAUGAGCUCCGUGGAUAGCGAUGGUUCUGCUGCAGAUGUGGGCCUCUUGGGGGCAGGAAAGCAAGGGAGCGGAAUAUGCUGUGCAAUUACUGCAAGAGCCGUUGGGUCUGGCAGCCACAGCUCAUCCGGUCCUGUUUAGUUUCCCCCACUGUGAUAUUUGGUUUCCCAGUUGCUAUCAGUAACCAGUGUUUGGAAAUAUUUAGCCGUCACUGCCAAUACCCUCUAUUGACAUCAUUCUGUUGACUCCAGAGGAGUCGCUGCUUACUAAGAGGACCUGAAACAAACCGCUCCAACUGCCCGAAGGAGUGUUUGGCCCGUGGACCCUCUUGCUGGCUUCCUUCCCUGACAUAGUGGCCUUGUCCUGUGGAGGAGGCAUCACAGCCCUUUUACACCAGAUCUCUUUGCUCAGUAUCUCUUCGGCUCUUUUGAGUAGCUCUGAACCUGGGGUAGUAGGCAAGCUUACAUGGUGGCUGGGGAUGAUGGGAGUUGUAGUUCAACAACAGCCCAGAGCUUGCCUACCCCUUUUUUAACUGAUGGAGUUGCAUCCUCAUGUUUUAUUCCCACAGUUGGUGAUGGUGGUUGGACUGUGGACAGCUCUCAUGUGGAUCCUAUGCGCCUCCUCUUCCUCCUCCUAUGGAUCUAUGUGCAAUUUUUGGAUGUAUUAUAUGAAAAGCUGUGUUAGUGUUUACGUUGCAUAACUGACUUAACCAUAUGCGAGUUCUGCCCACUUUCCUUUCAUGGCACAUAGAUGCACAAAGUUACGUGUGCUGUUUCGCUGAAUGGUGUUUCUUGCCUUUUUAUUGUUAAGCUGUGACUAAUCUGUUUACUUCAGCCUUGGAGACAAAUAGCCACUCUGAACAUUUGAACCAGAAAUGCAAACCAGUCCUGCAGGUCAGAAGUCAGCAAAGGACCCUUGGAGCAGGGGGCCGAUUUCUCACUGAUCCCACCUCACUGUGGUUCGGGGGAACCUUCAGCCACUGUGUAAGUGGUACGCAGGAUAUGUAUUGGCAGGGGCGUAGCUAUAAUUGAACAAGGAGGGACAGAUGCCAUCUGAGUGACAGCUCCCUCUUCGCACUCUCCUCUCUGAAAAAGAAGGCAGGGAUGUUGGGCAGGAGUUAGGGGCCCGUCUCCACCUUUUUGCCCCUGAGCCUCCUCCAACCUUGCCGCACCUCUGUGUGGUGGCCUCUCCGCAUGUUUCCUCUUCCUUUUUCAGUGUCCCUUGGUUUUCGGAGAAGGAUCAGAAAAGGAUAUUGUGAAUGUGUGGUUUCCAGCAGAAUGGCAGAGUUGCUUGCGUGUGGGCAGCUGUACUGGCACACAGAGUCGCGAAUGUGAGGGACGGUCAGGGUCUACAUAGCCCCCCUGAAAAGAGGCAUUGGAUAGCAGUGCUCUGGAUCCUUGACAGAGACUUGCACAAGCAUGAUGUGCAGCCCAGCUUCAUUCAGGUUCUGCCAGCCAGCCACCUGCCCUUGACACUGGGUAGAGGGCCCUGCUGCUUCUACUUCUGUGUAUGCUUUGAAUGGAUAUCUACGUGCACUUAGAUUCUCUUUUAACCAGCAUGCUCCACUAGCAGCAUAUGGAUGGACUACUGACUGCUACGGCAGGCACAUUCCUUUAAGCCAUCUGGCAGAUUUCUGUGUAUAAAGUCACGUGCUGCUUUGUGUCACUUUCAUGUUGACAUGCAAAGUAGACGAUUGAAUGUUUUGCAACCAUGUGUAUCUUUUGCAGCAGAUCCCAGAACUUUGUAGAUGGCCUCUUAUCUCUCCGGUUUCAUAUUUGUAUUUUGAUAGCAAUUUGAACCGAUGUUAGCAUGGCUAUACUCUCACUACAUAGAACUGGGCAGUCUUUGGUUAUGAAGGAUGGCAAUGCAAUUGGCGUGCGUGCGUGCGUGCGUGUGUGUGUGUGUGUGUGUGUGUGUGUGAUGGCCAAAGCUUCCAUUUUAGACAAAUCUCUUGACAUUGUUGGGGGCCUUCAGUGUUAAUUGAGAUACCAGAGCAAGAAACUUGGGAAAAGAUUAUGUUAUCCCAUAAUUUGUAAAUAAAACACAAAUCCUUGUGGCCCUCAUAAUUGGCAGCCGCAAACAAUACGAAUGGAAGUACCCAAACACACAUCCACAAGGUUUGCAUUUUAAAUAAUUCAGCAUUUUUAUUUGAGCUCACUACAGUCCAAAGGACUGUGAUUCUCAAAUAGCCAUACUGAUUGUAAAUAUAUAUUUUUCUAUAUAUAUAAAUAUAUAUAUAUUUACUGAUUGUAAAUAUAUAUUUUCCAGAAAACUGCCAUUAGAUUUAUUUUAGCACAGAACCUAUACGUUUCUGAACUGCAAACAAAAAGCUCUGGGAAAUUCAGUUGUGUUAAAAGAAUUUGAAUGUGUCCUUCUUGGAGCUUUUGGGGUCAUAAAUCUUUUUCUGGGGAGACAAUCUGGGUCAAUGAAAAAUGGCACGAAUGGUGCCUUUUCAUGCAGCUGAAGCUGUUGUGGGAAGAUUCCUCAGUGGGAAUCACUUUCUGCUGGCUGGCAGCUUGCUCAAUAUUGCCCACAUUUAAAAAAAAAUGCCACUAAUAAUAAUAAUCUUUAUUUGUUAGCCACCCCAUAACUAAUUGUUCUCUGGGUGGCUCAUAACACAGCACGAAAACAUCAAAAACGCAUAAUGCAUGAAAUCACAAUACACCAUAAAUAAAUAAAUUCAAAUAAUGCAAUACAAAACAAUUUUAAAACUUUUAAAAUGUCAGUUUUGAAAAUCACAUUUGGAAAUCAAAAUGUAAAAGGCCUGAGUGAACCAAAAAGUCUUUCCCUGGCGUCUAAAGAACAAAGUGAUGAAGCUGAGAAAAGUAUGCAUUUCCCAUGUAGAUAGAACAAUAUGUCGCGGCUUUGAUCCAUGGGCACUCUUGAUAUUAUUGGAUAGUCAAAAUAAAAACCAAAUGGUAGGAAAACAUCUGCUAGAUUCAAAAUCUGCAACUUUGAUAGCAUAAGAAGCAGGAAAUGAAGUAAGUACUAUCUUGUCAGUGUAGAAUUUGAAAGGCCCAUUGCUCUGAAAAUCUUUUUCAGACUCCACUGAUGGACAAGACAAAUUCUACAUAAGGACCUCAUGCAAGCAGUGUUAGCCCAAACUGUGCACUGAUAUAAAACCUAGAAUACAUAGCAAGCCAGAACGUUAAGGAAAUGGGCAAUCUUCAUGGCCCAGCUGUGAAGUCAGUUUUACAAAUAGUAACCAGCUUAUUCAGUAUUCUCCCUGUUUGUUCUUCACAGUGGUAGUACUACCCCAAAUUCACUUCUUGAAUUUUGAAACUCGUUUCUUGAAUGUUGGUUGUGGAGAAACGAGAUGCUUAUCAUCGAGCAAAAUCAGGAGCAAAAUAGUUAAGUCGUUCAAGCUUGCUUCGAACUCCAGCUCUCGUUUUGCAAACCUGGGGGUAAUGGUGGGAGUUUGUAAGACAGCAAUAUCUGGAGACUCAAGUUUGAGAACCCCUGUUAAUGCAUUAAAGCUUCUUUGUUCUCAGAUAACAGCUGGUCACCUAUCCAAUGCAGUUGAGGUGAAUUUUGCCUUUGGGACAGAGCUCAUUUAAAACACAAUUGAAUUCUUCACCCCUUAUGUUGAUAAAGACUUAAACAUGCUGUUUCUCACAGGGUAGUAAAUGGCAAUUAUAUCCUGCCUCUGACUUUAUUAGUUGUAAAGUGAUCUGAGGCUGAUGGUGCUGCUUCUGCGAAGAUUACUGAAAUCCUGGACCAUCCAAAGUAGGAAUCGAGCAGUGACCCAGCUAGGAGAGGUCAUUUAGUAAAAUGGAUAACUCCAAGCGGGGUACUGAUAUAACCCUGAUCCAGAAAGACACUUAUAAAAUACUCACUUUAGAUAUAGGUCAUUUCCCAACAUCUCAUCAUGACCAAGAAACAACCCAGGAUCGGGUUAGGCCGGUUGACCCUCAAUAGACCUAUGAAGCUGCCUGCAGCUCAGACCACUGGCUCCAGCUAGCUCAGCACUCUCUACACUGACUGGGCAGUGACUCUAUGGCGGUUUCAGACAGAGGUCAUUCCCAGCCCUACCUGGAGACGUCGGAAAUCAAAACGGGCGCCUUCUGAGUGUAGGGAGCCAUGGCUUCCUCCCCAGGAUUCCUUGGCAUCCUGCAAUCCUCUAAUCCGAUCUGCUGAGUUUCCAGAGCCAUUCUCAGAACUACAGAUCCCUUAGCUGGGGUCAUCAGAGAGGUGGACUCUGUUUUGCCACCCCCUUCCAGUUUAGCCAUCCCCUCGUCCACGAGUACACCGCCUUCCUUUCUCCCAUAUAAACAAAUGGUUCUCAUUUACUUCCAUGGGCGGACGUCACGUACUGUAUUGGGGUACAGUGUGGCAGUGGAGGCCAAACUGGCCCAACUCUCCAUAAUAGGGAGCCUGUGGGCAGAGGCGCUCUUACCCCUGGACUUGGGGCCGAAGUCCAGGGCCUCCAAAUCCUUUUUGUCUGUUCCAGGUGGUGUGGCUAAAAAUGUGUUUAAAAUACUCUCUGUAUAGGGGGUGGGGGACUUCUAAAGGCCUUUAGAUCCAGGCUCCAAAAUUACCUAGGUGCACUCCUGCCUGUGGGUGGAGGGCAUGGCACCCCCACAGGAGUCCUUGCAGCGUAGGAGCACUCGCUCAGCUACAUACCCUGCCCGUCAUGACGAGAAGCAUUUUGCUGAUUAUUAUGUACAACAUCAAAAUAACAUCACCAGAGAAACGUUGCCGAAUAUUUACUAUGUGAUUAUUACUGCAGCUGUGUGCCAGGGAAUGCUGCCUCUACUCCGCUGUCUUUAGAGUAUCCUAACUGAAUAUCUGUUUAGAGGAUUGUUUAAAUCGUUUUUUAACCCACAAUGCAAAGUGAGUGGAGGCGCAGGGGGCAGCCAAGUUCUUAGGGGUGCUUCUAAGCCCACUGAUGUCAGCUGUUUUGCGUAUGCCCAGCUGCACAGAACUGCAGCCCUUCUGCUUUGGAGACUCACUGAACAUUCGUAAAACACCCACGGAAACUUGCCCCAGAAAGUGUGUGCUGCGCGGUCCAACUUGUGGUUGGAAGGCCCUUGGCUCUGAGGCAAACAAUUUAGUCCAGAAGUGAGGGCAAACAGAUGGCAGCUCGAUCAAACUGCCAGCUCGCCUGUACCUGAGCUUUUCCCUUUCCCUCGUUGAUAUUGGCUUCCAACUCCUUGAUCAUCCUCCUAAUCCAGAGCAGAAGUUUUAAAAAGAUUGAAAUAUUUUAAUAGGGAAGAAAUGUCUGUACGCUCCUAUUUUUAUACACGUGUUUCCCUGAGCUGCAAAACAUAAACCACGUGCCCCUUCCCUUUUUAUGCUCUGUAUGUAUAUUAUAUACAGCUUAUAUAAUAUAUAUACUAUUUGUUUGAAUUUUAAAAAUUCAUAAAGCAGAUGUAAUCUCUUUCUGAAAUGCCAUUUCAAAUACACAAUUCUUUAACACAAACUUUGUCAGGCUUAGAAAGUUUUAUAGCUGUCGCCCUGGGGGAUUUUUCUUUCAGAUUUUAAUUAUGCUGAGUGUUUUAAGUGUGAGGAAAGGAUCCCUGUGUUUUUAAGAGGGCAAACCUUUUUUAAAGUUGCAAGUCCCUACACAGAUGCCAUUUUAUUUGGUAUUGCUUUUCAAAUGCCUGAAGGUGGGAAUUAAUCGUUUUCUUUGUGAGACUCCAUUCUCCUGGGUAAGCUUUGUAUUUGGAGUUCAUUGCAUUGCUAGAUCUGGUGCUUCAUAUCUAUAUUUACACAUUUUUAUAGAUAUAACUCCUAGCCUUCCUUGGUGAUCCGAGGGCGAUUACACUCUGGUUUGCUGUGGUACUUUGCUGUGUAUUCUGUGGCAUACAUGUUACUGUGUAAAUAAAGUAGUUUUAUUACACUGAAAA
Hemicordylus capensis (graceful crag lizard) is the source of this 12708-nucleotide messenger RNA. RefSeq names its product pseudopodium enriched atypical kinase 1 (gene PEAK1). The record is from RefSeq and is a predicted model, not a curated record. Gene Ontology annotation, molecular function: ATP binding; protein kinase activity. Gene Ontology annotation, cellular component: actin cytoskeleton; focal adhesion. Bases 379 to 5598 code for a protein of 1739 amino acids. NCBI's taxonomy places the organism in Eukaryota, Metazoa, Chordata, Lepidosauria, Squamata, Cordylidae. Gene Ontology annotation, biological process: protein phosphorylation. The transcript is spliced from 6 exons.